Molecule: messenger RNA, 1051 nt
Organism: Dendroctonus ponderosae (mountain pine beetle)
Lineage: Eukaryota; Metazoa; Arthropoda; Insecta; Coleoptera; Curculionidae
Product: uridine-cytidine kinase-like
Exons: 2
Coding region: 136-495 (119 amino acids)
Cellular component (GO): cytosol; cytoplasm
Molecular function (GO): ATP binding; kinase activity
Source: RefSeq, a predicted model, not a curated record
UAUGUUUGAAAUUGUAGGUUAACACCAGUUAACACUACUGCGUCUAAAUUGAACCUAACCUCACGCUCAAUUUUCUUAGCAAAUGUACUAAGGUCAGAGUUAAGGUAUCGAUUAGCGAUCUAAAAAUAGUUAAAAAUGAGUGAUACUCGAUUGAAUGGCAACAGAAAAAUGAGCGCCCCCGAAGGAAAAUCGCCAUUUCUGAUUGGGGUAGCUGGUGGAACUGCUAGCGGCAAGAGCACGGUCUGCAAACGCAUUAUGGAGAAAUUGGGGCAGGCCGAAAUCGACAACAAGCAGAGACAAGUUGUCUGCAUAGCCCAGGACAGUUUCUACCGAGAUUUAACUCCCUCUGAAAUCGCCAAGGCUGCCAAAGGUCAAUUCAACUUUGAUCAUCCAGAUGCUUUUGAUGAAACCUUGAUGAAGACCACAUUGAAUGAUAUAUUGGCUGGAAAAAUAGUUACCAUUCCUACAUACGACUACAAGAACCAUGCUUUGUAAGUAACCACCUUUUACUCUAUGUAUAGCAAUCAUAGAUAUUCCAGCCUAAUUCUAUAAAUAGUGCUGUAUUUAUUUAAAUAUACACAUUUCAAUAACACCCAUUUGCUAUUUCACACUAAAGAUCAGCUGAACACCCUGAACGUUUUACGACACUGGAAUUUAAAUUCAUACCUUUCACGGUUAGUUUUUUCGUAUUCAGUUUCAUAUUUGUACGAAGUUCAUAACUUUCCUCAAUUGUGAGUUUUUCAAGUCAACAUUCUAUAGAAGUAUAUUGUUUGCAUUCAGCGAUUAUUAUUAGGAAGAUAAAACGAAAACAAGCAAAUUGAUUUUUUUUAUCACAGAAAUAAAACAAUACAUGCACGUUGGCAGGAAAGAAAAUCAGAAACUUUUAAAAUCACAGUCGUGAACGUUAGCUUUAUAUUGUGAAAUUGUUUGAAGUGUGAAAAAGAAGCGGUGCACCAUGCAGAAAGCAUAUGGAAAAUUUCAAGCAUUAAGACUCAAAUACUUAUAUUAAGGUUCGACUAGUCAGCCUCAGUUAACCAAAAAGAGAUUACGG